AUGGUCAAGCGAGUUUUCAUCACGUACUGCAUUGAUGUGGACGCCUGCGCAGGAUGGAUCAACACUCGAAAUGGUUCGGUAGCCAAUGCUAGCGAUGUGUCUCGAGGUGUCUUCGGUGCCAAUGUCGGUGUCGAUCGGUUGUUGAAGUUCUUUGACGACAACGGCGGCAUCAAAGCGACCUGGUUUAUGCCCAGCCAUACGAUCUUGUCGUUCCCGGAUCAGAUGGCAAAAGUGCGUGAUGGCGGACAUGAAAUCGGGCUUCACGGCUACACGCACGAGGCUGUGUCCAAAUUGACCGAGGACCAAGAACGCAAGGUCAUGGCCAAGUCCAUCGAGGUAUACAAGGACUUCACAGGCAAGUACCCCAAAGGCUGGGUGGCACCGGCGUGGGAGGUCUCUCCCAAGUCAAUGCAGAUCCUCGAGGAGUUUGGCAUUGAAUACGAUCAUUCUCUGUGUCACCAUGAUUGUCAGCCUUACUGGGCACCCGACGUCGCAGACACGGUCAUCUACACGGACUACUCGCAAGACCCGGACACUUGGAUGGUUCCCAUGCAGCAGCACAAGGUCACCAAAGUGGUCGAGAUCCCUGGUUCUUGGAACAUUGACGACUGGCCACCCAUGCAGUUCUCCAUCCGAAACCCCGGCACCCACGGGUUCGUGAACCCAAGGGACAUCCAGCAGCAGUGGGAAGACCAAUUCACCUUCAUGUACCGCGAGUACGAGACCUUUGCGUUUUCCAUCAGCAUCCACCCGCAAGUGAGCGGGCGAUCGAACAUCAUGCUCAUGCACGAACGCUUCAUCGAGUUUCUCAAGGGCCAUGAGGGUGUGGAGUUUGUGACUGCGGCCACCAUCUGCGAUGAGUAUGUCUAG
Molecule: messenger RNA, 870 nt
Organism: Capronia coronata CBS 617.96
Lineage: Eukaryota; Fungi; Ascomycota; Eurotiomycetes; Chaetothyriales; Herpotrichiellaceae
Exons: 4
Coding region: 1-870 (289 amino acids)
Biological process (GO): carbohydrate metabolic process
Molecular function (GO): hydrolase activity, acting on carbon-nitrogen (but not peptide) bonds
Source: RefSeq, a predicted model, not a curated record